CAGUCGCGGCGCCUUUAAGCGUCGCCGUGACACGUGUGUGAGGCGCCCGAGGCCCGGAUGGUGCGCGUGCGGGGCCCGGGCCGAGUAGACGCCAGCGCCGCGGGCCUGCAGCCGGGCCCGCCGAGGGCCGGAUUCUGACGCCCCUUCGGGACGACAGACUUGCAGCUUUGGUGAUUUCAUGGGGCGCAGCCAAGGAGCUCAUGAACCGGAGGGUCCUGCCCUGCGUCUGCCCAGUCUGGCCGGAACGUGACCCCACGCUGCAGCCCCAACACGCCCGAGGUCAGCCGUCCCAGUGAUGCACCAUGCCCAUAGUCGAUAAGCUGAAGGAAGCCCUGAAACCCGGCCGCAAGGACUCGGCCGACGAUGGGGAGCUGGGGAAGCUUCUGGCCUCCUCUGCCAAGAAAGUCCUUUUACAGAAGAUCGAGUUCGAGCCAGCCAGCAAGAGUUUCUCCUAUCAGCUGGAGUCAUUAAAGAGCAAAUAUGUCUUGCUGAACCCUAAAACGGAGGGAGCGAGUCGCCACAGGAGUGCAGACGAGCCACAGGCCAGGAGACAGGGCAGCGAGCACGCGAACGGGAGCGGUGGUGAUGGCGUCCCCGCCCCGCAGAAGGUGCUCUUCCCCACGGAGCGGCUGUCGCUGAAGUGGGAGCGGGUUUACCGCGUGGGAGCGGGGCUUCACAACCUCGGCAACACCUGCUUCCUGAACUCGACCCUCCAGUGCUUGACCUACACCCCGCCUCUGGCCAGCUACCUGCUCUCCAAGGAACAUACUCGCAACUGUCACCAAGGCAGCUUCUGUAUGCUGUGCCUCAUGCAGAACCACAUGGUCCAGGCCUUUGCCAACAGCGGCAACGCCAUCAAGCCCGUCUCCUUCAUCCGAGAUCUGAAAAAAAUUGCUCGGCACUUCCGCUUUGGGAACCAAGAGGACGCACAUGAGUUUCUCCGGUAUAUCGUGGACGCCAUGCAGAAGGCCUGUUUGAACGGCUGCGCCAAGUUGGAUCGUCAAACACAGGCGACUACUUUGGUCCAUCAAAUUUUUGGAGGCUAUCUCAGAUCCCGUGUGAAGUGCUCGGUGUGCAAGAGCGUCUCGGACACAUACGACCCCUACCUGGACGUCGCACUCGAGAUCAGGCAAGCCGCUAACAUCGUGCGCGCUCUGGAACUCUUCGUGAAGCCAGAUGUCCUGAGUGGAGAGAACGCCUAUAUGUGCGCCAAGUGCAAGAAGAAGGUCCCAGCCAGCAAGCGCUUCACCAUCCACAGGACGUCCAACGUCUUAACCCUCUCGCUCAAGCGCUUCGCCAACUUCAGUGGGGGGAAGAUCACGAAGGAUGUGGGCUAUCCGGAGUUCCUGAACAUCCGUCCCUAUAUGUCCCAGAGCAGUGGAGAGCCUGUCAUGUACGGGCUGUAUGCGGUCCUGGUCCACUCAGGCUACAGCUGCCACGCCGGCCACUACUACUGCUACGUGAAGGCAAGCAACGGACAGUGGUACCAGAUGAACGAUUCCUUGGUGCAUUCCAGCAACAUCAAGGUGGUUCUGAACCAGCAGGCCUAUGUGCUCUUCUAUCUGCGAAUUCCAGGCUCGAAGAAGAGUCCUGAUGGCUCCCUCCCCAGGACUGUCCCCUCCCUUCCCGGCCGUCCGGGUGUGGUUCCUGACCACUUGAAGAAGAACGUUGGCAAUGGGGGCGUUGGCUCCCCGCUGGCUGGAAAGCGACCGGACUCGCUGCCGAUGAAGAAGCCGCCGGCCCCCGAGGAGGUUGGUGUGCCCGUUUCCAGAAACGGCUCCGUGUUGAGUCUGAAGUCUCAGAAUGGAUAUGUUCCUCUGAAGCCGUCCGUGGGAGCCCCUUCCCCCCGACUCUCCAAAACACCCCCCAACACACCAACCUCUCUGGAUGAGGCUGGAAAGAAAGUCAAGAAACCGACUCCCCUGGGGCCCCUUUCCCCGUCACGCAAAGCUUCUCAGGGGUUCCACGGGACCAGCAGCGGGAACGGCAGCAGGAGCGAGAGCCCCAGGCAGGGCUCCUGGGACGGCAGGGCUGCCGCCCUCUCUACCUCACCGAGGCUUCCGGCCGGAGGGACGGCCAACGGGCACGGGCCCAAGGCGGGCAGCUCCAGCCGCGAGCUCCAGGGGAGGGGCUCCUGCAGCUCCAGCCCGGGCCGCUGUGCCAACAGCGACCCCACCAAGGGCCCUCAAGCGCCCGAGAGCGGAGCUGCCCGCUUGGGGGAUUCUCAGGGAACACAGUCCAGAGCGCUGCCGGACGGAGACGACUCCAGAGUGGUGAAGCCCAAGGCCCCCGUCCUGAGCAGCACUGCCGCCGAGGCCGCAAACAUCAUGUCUCCUCCACCGGCCAAAAAACUGGCCCUUUCUGCCAAGAAGGCCAGCACCCUGCGGAGGGCAGCCGGCAAUGACCUCCGUCCGCCCCUCUCUCCACUGUCCGACCUCACCUACCCCAGGAAAACCACUCACCCCGUCGCUGCCGCCUCCUGGCCUGUCUGUGCAAUCAGGGCGCUUUCUCCUGCUCCCAGACCAUCCAGCCACCUGAAGCUCCCCGUCGGUCCCCACUCCGUGUCACUGUCCAGUAGCCCCAGACCUCUCGGGACGUCAGACCCACAGAGCUGCUCCUCCGCCUCUGCUCCCCCACCUCAGGCCAAUGGGGGUUUCCAGGCGCCUCCACACCAGCUGCCAGAGGCCAGCAAGUCCCCCCGGGGCCUCGGUAAGAAGAGGAAGAGGAACCGCAGGGGAGAGAGCCAGGGGCAGGGCUCAGAGACAUGCACAGCCACAACAGCCUCUCCGGGGAAGAGGAGAAGGAGGAAGAGGAAGCGCACGGAGGCCCUGGACGCCUCCCCCCUGCAGGAGGGGCAGAUGCAGAGGCAGCCCCAGAGCGUUGAGCGGGGGAAGGAGGCCCGGGCAGAGGUGCCCACUGACAGACUAGAGGACGAGGGCGGACGGCUGCAGGAGAACGGCCGGCAAGUGGGAAGCGCGACCGACGGCCACCCCGUGAGCAGCAAGAAGAGGAGACGGAAGGGCACUGAGGGCCUCGGUGCCGGAGAUGGCCUCCAGCGGGACCCGCCGUGGCACAGGAGCUGCUCUCCCUCGGACGUCAUCGAGCUGGAGGCCGCUGUCGCGUCUCCAAGGAAAAAGAAAAAGAAAAAAAGACAGCAGGAGUCCUGGCAGGAAGUAGAAGAGAAUGAGCAUCCUGAAGGCUGCAGGGGCGAGAGGCAGAGGGACUCUGCUCUCCCUGGUAGCCCGCCCUCCCCACCUCUGAACGGCAGGCGUCCCAGGAAUGGAGCCGGGCAGGCCCUGGCUCCCCUUGCGUCCUGGGGCAGAGAGCGGGAGUCCGACGUGCUCCAGGAGCUGCUCGAGUAUUCAUCCGAUAAAGCUUACGGGAGGAAAGUGUUGACGUGGGGCGGCGAGGUGUCGGCCGUCAGUCAGGAUGCCAUUCAGGACAGCAGAUGGGCCCGCACAGCCACGGUCAUCGAUGACUGGGACGAAGAGUUCGAUCGAGGGAAGGAAAAGAAAGUGAAAAAGUUCAAAAGAGAGAAGAAAAGAACCUACAACGCCUUCCAGAAACUUCAGAGUAGACGGAACUUUUGGUCUGUGACUCAUCCCGCUAAGGCUACCAGCCUCAGCUACCGCCGCUGACUUGGCUGCUGUCGAGAUGGGUCGGUGCGGGGGAGGGGUGGGGGUGUGAGUGUGCGGGUGUGUGUUGACGGGGGCGAGCCCAGAGUGUGCGCGGUGUGUUCGCACGUGUGUGUGCUGAGCUGUACGUUAGCGUGUGGUGCGCGUGUGGUGAGGUGUGAGCGGCGCGUGCGGCGUGCGGGGCGGGAGCGGGUGUGUCCGAGCGCCGUCGAAUGCUGCGUGUCGUCCCGACGUGCGCUCGGGGCGUUGGGGGGCUCCCGGGGUCUCGCCCCUCGUCAGCAGCAAUGUGGUGUGCCCCACAGCCUCUGGAGAUGCGGGGCGCGUCCUGGCGCCGCCCGUGGGAGCCGAGGAGCGGCCUGGUUGAGGACCGAGCUGCCCUGUGGCCGCGGAGCCGGGCCGCGUCCGGUCGGGACCUCUGGCGUCGCCGCUGGUGCUGCGACGACCCCACGGUGACAUGUGGAGCAGGCGGCGGCCCGCCGGCCGGGAGCCUGGGCCGCCUCGCCUGCGGUGUCCGGGCGGGAGCAGGGGCGUCCUCGAGCGAGCAGGUGCCUGCGGGGUGACGGCUCACCCGGGCUCCUCUCGGCGGCCGCCCGUCCCCCGCUGCCGACGGCCGGCGCUGCCCUCUCUGCCUCAGCUGUGCCCUCCGCACGGAAGCCCCGGGGCGCCGCCGGCGCGUUCCUCCCUUGCAAGGACCGAGACCGUCUCUGGAGAGCGGAGGCUCGCUCGGGGCGUGGGGCGACGGCGGGCGCGCCUGCCUUUCCCGCGGCUGCUGGUGCUGAGACGGCUUCGCCAUCCCUUCCCCUGCAGCUGCCGCGACCCGCGGGGCUUUCGAGGUGGUGGUCUUGGGGUAGAAUCCUUUUAUUUUACUACUCAACAGAGACUUUUGUUGUGAUGCGGUCUGUGGCUUCUGUCAGCAAUACGUCCCCUUUCCCUGAGCUGCGACACCGGCUUGCUUUGCUCCGUUUUGUGAGCGCGUCCGAGUCUAGCGGAUUGUACCCUCGCGGUCGCUCUUUCUCUUGCUCAAGCUGUGUGUGCGAACUCGUAAUUCAAUAAAUACGGGAAACCCUCGGUGAAGGUGACAUUUUCCAGAGCACAGACACACCACCCCGUCGCAGAGCGUGUAGCAAUCAGUCCGAAAGCCGCUCCGCGGACAGACGUCUCCACGUCCUCGCAUCCAGAACAUCAGAAGCAGACACAGACAGACAUCGGACGUGGACAUCCGUCCUCCACAAUGGUUCUUUGGGACCUGAGGCCCCCGAUGGCCUGGCCUGGUCCCCCCUGUGUCACCCGAGCCUUGCCUCUUGCUUGGGGCCUGGGGGGCAGGGGGAUCAGAGAAAAGUAUCCUUCACAGGGCAGGGGUGGGGACAUAUGUCAACUUUCUCAUGUAGGGGUCUUCUAGAUUUUUCUUCCUGUUCUUACAUUUCUCUUCGCAAAGGUGGGGAAAGUAUUGGUGCCUGUGGCCUGAGUGGGGGCCCAGCAGGAAGCGAGCAGGGCACUGGCUGCGGAUGCCUGCCUGGAAGGAUGGGUUUCUCCGCAUUGACCACCCCUCGUUCAAAGAUGAGGCCCGCCCCCCCCACCCCCCAGUGCCCUGUGGCUCUCUUAUCUGCCACUUCCGAAGGGGAGGCAGGUGCCUUUGUGGGCAGGGCAUUGGUGUUUUUCCCUCUUUCAGUGUUAACCCGCAUCCCUGUACAGCCCUGUUUCUCGGUGGUGUUCUCCAGUGGAGAGGGAGGCUGGCGUCGGCCGCACAGAGCCCAUCUCUUUUCUCGCUCCCUCCUCUUCAGGCUCUUCCCUUCUCCACUGUGUGAUUAUGAAACCUUUUCCUGAGGAAAACAUGCCCGUUGCGUCUUGGGCCGUGCUGAGCACUGGCCUGUGGGCAGCAUUUGCCACUGUCCGUCGGGCGGGCUCUUCCCUCCCACAUGUGGUCCUUAGCCCUGGGGAGGGAGAGGGUGGGCCCAGAGGAUCAGCCCAAACCCUAGGACACUGUAAAUAUGUAAGCGUAUAUAAAUAACUAAAGCUUUUAUAAUAGCGGUCACGUGGGUGACUUAGAAUGUGGGUUUAACUUAACUUUGGGGGGGGUCGCCUCUCCUGGAGGUCCCAUGUGGCCUCACUCACCUGCCUUUUCCUGGUGGGCUCAGUCCGCCACACCCCCACGCGCCGCACCCCUGCUCCAGGCACCGAGGCGCCUCCGAUGUUGCCAAGAUCCUGGUGCAAUAAAAGGAGAUUUUGUGA
This is a messenger RNA of Neogale vison (American mink), 5864 nucleotides long. RefSeq names its product ubiquitin specific peptidase 36 (gene USP36). Gene Ontology annotation, biological process: regulation of apoptotic process; protein deubiquitination. The record is from RefSeq and is a predicted model, not a curated record. The coding region runs from base 303 to 3638 and encodes 1111 amino acids. The transcript is spliced from 20 exons. Gene Ontology annotation, cellular component: cytosol; nucleus. Gene Ontology annotation, molecular function: cysteine-type endopeptidase activity; cysteine-type deubiquitinase activity. Lineage: Eukaryota; Metazoa; Chordata; Mammalia; Carnivora; Mustelidae.